ACCAACCAACUUUUUAUCAAGUCUAUCAUCAAAGAUGGCUCGUACCAAGCAGACUGCCCGUAAGUCCACUGGUGGCAAGGCUCCCCGCAAGCAGCUCGCUUCCAAGGCUGCCCGCAAGGCCGCCCCCUCCACCGGAGGUGUCAAGAAGCCUCACCGCUACAAGCCCGGUACCGUCGCUCUCCGUGAGAUCCGUCGCUACCAGAAGUCCACUGAGCUUCUGAUCCGCAAGCUCCCCUUCCAGCGUCUGGUUCGUGAGAUCGCCCAGGACUUCAAGUCCGAUCUCCGCUUCCAGUCCUCCGCCAUCGGUGCUCUCCAGGAGUCCGUUGAGGCUUACCUCGUCUCCCUCUUCGAGGACACCAACCUGUGCGCCAUCCACGCCAAGCGUGUCACCAUCCAGUCCAAGGACAUCCAGCUUGCCCGUCGUCUCCGUGGCGAGCGCUCGUAAUUUGUUUCUUU
Penicillium brevicompactum is the source of this 456-nucleotide messenger RNA. It is a transcript of the gene hhtA, whose product is annotated as histone H3. The coding region runs from base 35 to 445 and encodes 136 amino acids. The record is from RefSeq and is a predicted model, not a curated record. Gene Ontology annotation, cellular component: nucleosome. The transcript has 3 exons. Gene Ontology annotation, molecular function: protein heterodimerization activity; structural constituent of chromatin; DNA binding. Lineage: Eukaryota; Fungi; Ascomycota; Eurotiomycetes; Eurotiales; Aspergillaceae. Gene Ontology annotation, biological process: rRNA transcription.